This is a messenger RNA of Amoebophrya sp. A120, 10363 nucleotides long. Lineage: Eukaryota; Dinophyceae; Syndiniales; Amoebophryaceae. The record is from the annotation of a GenBank genome assembly.
GAAUCGGUAUGAUCAUGGCGGACGCCACGAUUGCGUUGCUGUAUAUGCAUUGCAAAAGUAACGUACUAGUAUAAAUUGCAUUACAAAUUUUCCUCUUAGAGGAAAAGUGGAAUUUGUAAUGCUGUUUUACCUUUGGUUUCGGAGGAAGAUUUGUCAUGCAUAUUUGCAAUUAGUACGAGUGCGAUAUUACUUUUGCAUAGCAUACUGUACAUAGCGGUCCAGCUGAUCCAUGUGUUGUCCUUUGAAGAGAUGAAGCAGGGUAGCCUAUUAUUUUGGUCCUCCUCGUCGCCGGAGGGCGCAGAAGUUGGAGGACAACAACAAACAACAACCACUACGUCGAAGAAGCAUCCAAGGUCCGUUCUGUGGAAAGUCGUCGUUUUCGUUAUCAGUUUUUACAUGAUCGCCUACGGCGGCACCUACGUACUGCUCGCUUCCGAUCAGGCGGACAAGUUGAAGUUGUUUCGCCUCUCCCUGGCCGGUAUCAAACUGAUCGGAGCUGCUUUUCUGCUGAUUCCCGCCUUGCGCGACGGCUGUCGCUGGUACAGAAGUAAUUGUUCCUAGUUGUUGUACAACUCAGACUUACGUUUUUGCUCCUGCUGCUGGCAUUGAUGUGCUUUUUGUUUCCCGCAUGGACGAGUGAUAGGCUAUAGUUAGGUAAACCAUUAAAGCCGUAAACUUGUUGAGAAAAGGCUUCUUAGAUUCGACGUCCGAAAGGACGAAAAUUAUCAAUCCUGUAGCAAAAUUAUAAACUUUUAUAACUACAACAGCUGUCGCCCGGGGGUCGGCAAUGCCAUCUACCGGCACUGUGUUUCUUCGAUGGGCCAGUUUCUGUAUGCCGGGUUGACCUUGUUUAUGGUUUCCAACGUUUUGCCGCCCUUGCUGAGAAAGUUUGCGGAUUUGUCCGUGCUACAGAAGCUUGUUGGGGAAGCCGCCGUGUGUGGGAUUUUUUUCAGUCUCUUUCUGCCCGUCAUGGAGAAGUUCCUCGGUGCAGUCAUCAUUCCCUGGUCUCUGCCGUCGGAUAAGGACUACGCCCAGCAGUACAGCGAGCUUUCCCCUGCCCUGGUACAGCACGUCAAGGAGCGCACACAGAAUUCUUUCUGCCUGCUGGUCAUGUUUUAUUUUGACCUCGUUCGGUUUGCCUUUGGCCGCGGUUUGUUCCUGGACCUGGCGCCCUACUCCCUCGCGGUAAUCCUGUUGCGCGACCUCGCCUACCACGUUUAUACAGUGCAAAUAUGUAGUCUGGGUCUGGAAGAUUGCGAGACUUCUAUUUGCGGAACUCGCAUUAUAACCCUAAGGUCUGCGAUGCAUGUAGUUGCGGAAUAGCGGCGCCAACCCUCUGUCAUGCAAAAGCGCAACUGAGUGAUCAACCGCUCAGAAACUUUUCAUGCGUGGCUGCGUUUUAGGAUCAGCUUGUGACGCAUGUGUAGCAUCACAAGUUUCGUCCCAACGACCCAGACGUGUUUGCAUUUGAUGUUGACGUCUGGCACUUCGCCAUCCGGCAGAAAGAGUCCCUGGUUCUGUUCGCGUGGAAAAGCUCGGAGGUGGAUGGGAUCGAGCACGUUCCGAUGCAAUGGAAGCUUCUCAGCACCAUUUGCUACCACUCGCAGCGCAUCACGGCAACGAGCCGGUACCUGGCCAUCGCGUUUGAGGAGAAGAUUGACUUCCAGAAACAGUUGGCACUGGAAGCGGAAGCGCAGCCUCUUGGGAUCAUGGAGACCGCCGCUACUUCCGCAGUGAAUGAUUGCAACGCGGUCGUGGUGCAGAAGGAAACCACUACCAAGACCCUGGUUCGGCGGUUGAAAACGACCCGAAGUCCCGAGCAAAACGUGGUGGUCGAGAAGCUCCUUACGUACACGAUGAAAGCGAGAGAAACGGAGGGCUUGACGAAGUCCGUGCGACUGCACUUCUCUAAUGUUCGUGUGCUCAUAGAGAAUGUGCCGGUGCGCAUUUUUCGGGAAUUCCAAAAGGCAACCCGCGGUGCGCGGGCGGCCGGGACCAUGUUUGAGGAAGUCGUCGGAGAGGAGGAGGACGAGGAUGAGAAUUUCGUCGACGUGCUGGCGGUAGAGCAGGAGGGUCAAGGACUAGCGCGAGGACCACAAGAUGAACUCAACACAGCUGCGACCUACGGCCAACAGGGUUAUGACACAUAAAUCAUCAACCAACGAUAAGAACCUUGAUCCACUCCAAAGAUCCAAAGCACACCUAAACGGGCACGAUCGUCACUAGUUCAAUUCUACUAGAGUAAGAUGACUACUGAACCUGAAACAGGCUAAGACGGGCACGAACGUCACGGCAAGAAUAGUGAAGGUUCCCGAGUGCCCCAGUUUUGCCUGGGCACGCAGUACCAUCGACCUUUACUCUUCCAAUGAACUCCAGGGCCCUUGAUGCCAGUAUUGGCACACACACACACAAAUAAUCUCUCAUGCAUAUUUGUACCACCUCAACUAGGUGUUGUUUUUACUCGUAGUGGGUUCGACCUCGUCGUUGGUUAGUUCGCAUCUUCACAGAGUUAUGAGCCCAAAUCACCACUAGAAUUUACUUCUGAUUGCGAACGUUUAAGAUUACACUUUGCACCUAAUCAGCAUUACAAAUUUAGAAUCAUAAAUACCCCAACGACAAACCAUGGGCGAGCUGACUGCAGCGCAGAAGCAAAACAAGAAUGAGAAGUCUGCGAAGGAAAAGGCUGCGAAGGAGAAAGCAGCAGCAACAGCAACUUCUGGCGAGCCUGAGGGCGAACAGCAAACAGCCGGUGAUGACGGAACCAUCACGCCGAACCCGGACAAGAAGAAAAAGAAGAAGAAGCAAAACACUUCUUCUACCGCCGACACCACACUGACGCUGCAAACCGCGCCGAGCGUUGUGGCGAAGUUGUCGCAAAUGGGAAAGCUGCUGGACGAUUUGAAAGACGACAAAGGCGGCACUGUCGUUGCCGACCUCCGGAAGCAGCUCGAGGACGUCGCGAAGGAAGAACAACAGCGCGACGCGGAUGCGAAGAAGCAGUUGCAGAAACCAGCCACGAAGACCAGUACGAAAAAGAAGAAACAGAAGAAACCGAAGCGGAAGGAUUCCGAUUCCGACAUUCUGUCUUCUUCGGAUUCCAGUGGUGGCAGCUGCGACGAAAACUCUUCUUCCGAUUCCUCAAGCGGUUCUGCGAGUUCCGAGGAGGACGAGAAACCGAAAAAGCGAAAGAAAUCGUCGAACGAAAAAGACGAGAAGAAGAUGGUCUUGUCGCAACUCCCGCUCUACCAGGACGACUCGUUACCGUUCACCGAGUACUUGUCGCUCGCGCAGGAGAAGUACAAGCCGAGCCGUAUCCUGAAAGGGAUUGAAUCCAAGAUCCAGCACACCACUACCCUGCGGCAGUACUUAGCGGCGAAGAAACGGAGGACCGUGCGCAAGGCGCAUAACAGUUCGAAGCGUCUCCGGCGCAUCAUCAAGAUCUUCCGGAACGAGCUGCAAGACCCCGAUGCGGGUAUGGAGAAGCUGGAAGACUGCAAGCAGGACCAGAACCAAAACCCACAGGAGUGGUAUAAGAAGUUCUGCGAAGCUCUUGCUGAAUUGCCUGCGGACAAACUGCCGUUCUCGGAAGUCGUCCGCUACGCCGAACGGAACGCGCAAAAGAACGUCAGGGGCAUCAUCGUCCAGGACAAACCGAGAAACGCGACGCAGCUGGCGGCUGCGAUUGGCAAAGCGGAGAAGCUUUUCGGGAAGAAGAAGAAACCUGAUGUCGCCUUCCCUGCCUUCCACGACCCGAAGGGCGGCCGCAAGCACAAGGGCGGUCGUCAUGGCAAGAAGGGUAGUGGCAAGGGCGGUAAGAAGGGCGGCAAGGGUGGUAAACCCCGGAAGCCGUACAACCCGGACGCCUGGUGCGAUUACUGCAGCCGCGCCGGCCACUGGGAAUCGGAGUGCCGUACCAAGCAGAAUACCGACGGCGGCAAAACUGGGGCACCGGGGAAGCAGUACAACUCGUAUGCAGCAUCCGGCGACCACAACAGCGGUGGACACCACCAUCAGCAUGGUGGAUACCACCAGCAGCAGCAGCAGCAGGGGAACUACAACCAGUACGGUGCCCAGCACCAACAACAACAAAAUCCGUACCCCCCGCAGCAACUGCAACAACAGAUGGUCCACCAACCGGCGAACCCGAACUACAACCAGCAGGGCGGAUUUUUCUGUGCCGUGGCUGUCGAAAUCUCCUGCCCCGACCACCCCCACAGUGCGUUUGCGACUCCCGCGACAGCAAACACGGUGGAGAUGUUCUUGAUGCUGGAUUCUUGUGCGAGCAAGCACAUGGCGGGACCGGUGCGGGUUCUACAUGAACUCGUGAAAGCGCCCGCAAUGUCGUUUAGCACGGCAAACGGACCGACCACCAGUACUACCACGGGUUCUAUCUGGUUGGAAACCUCACCGCCGAUCAAGCUCCAGAACGUUGCCCAUGUCCCCAGCCUCGGCAACAGGGUGUUGCUGAGUUAUCCGCUUUUGCGCAAUGCCGGUAUCCCGAUGUCCUUGGACAAGAUGCAGUUCUUAUCCUACGCGAUUCAGCUCGUGGAAGGAUGCACCCAGAUCAAGCUCCCGGUGCGUAUCAACCACAAGGAACCGAUCCAGACGGCGUUUGUAACCUGCAGCGAGGAACUCAUGCAGGACUUGUGGCGCGCCACCCAUGAUUACUUUAAUUCUUUGAUUGGUUUCGAUAGCUCUUUGCGUCUUCAGUUUUUCGAAAUCGAUUGCAAAAAUCUCAGCACAAACGAGAUAAUCGCAGAAGUCGUUCACAACCGUCAAAAACGACUUGCACUACUGGCGCCCAUCAUCAAUGACGAGAUCAAAGAAAAACUUCGUAUUUUGUCAGCGUAUCUCGAUGAAAAAGUAGUAGUGCUUGAUGGCCCGAGUCACCACCAGCAUCGGACAUUUGAAAUCAAAGACGACGAUGUCAGGUGGCUUGCAUCUUGUGCCUAUUCUUUCCCCGCGCCAGAGGUUCCACCAGAGGACCAAUCGCAUGAGCCUGAGCCUGCUGUAUCUUCGGACCCCACAUCUUCAAGCGCGCAACAGGAAGAUCGUGGCCAGGAUGCAACCCGCAGCGCCUCAAGCGAUUCUGAAAAUGCCGACCGCUCUGAGCUACCUACUUCGGAUCGUCUUGGCUCUGAGCAGCCCAAGGCCAAAAAGAAGAAAAAGGCCAAGAACAAAAAGCGCAAAAAGGCCGACCAGGACCAGGACCAACCAAAGCGAACGCGCCCGGCGAAGAAGUUCAGGCGAACAGAUUCGACCGAGGCCCCGGCUUUCGAGCAAAUUAGUUAUGAAAAGAUAUGCCAGCUUGGCGCUUGCCUUUUUAUGCCUACUUUCCAAAAGUUGUGGGAAAUUGUCCGAACGCUUGACAACUCCCAGCGCUCCAGAAGUAUGGUUAUUCACUUCUGCAAGCACAACUUGACGCGCCUUAAGACCCAUGCCUUUCCCCACCAUAAAGUCGGAGGAGUUGAAGCCAAUUCUUUGUCCGACUGGUGCGCCUUAGAUACGUUUUUUCCGUUAGGUAAGGAGUUUAGCGUGCUACAUGGGAUCAACAUCCAUUCCCGCGCCAGCACCACCACAACUUUCAAACGAGCAGUCAAGAUGCAGGACACUGCUGAUUUUUUAGAGUACUUGAAAACUGUUGGCAUGAUGGGCAAGAACAUUCUUUGCGACCAAGGCAAGGAGUUUGACAACAUAAAAGUGCGCGAAUGGUGCCAGCUGUAUGGCAUUCAGCUUUUCCUGACGCCUAAGGCUUCUUGGGUGAAUGGAACUUGCGAGCGCCGCCAUCGUCUUUUGCGUGCUGUUUUGCAUCGUCUUUAUUACGUUUAUGGCCAAAAGAGUUCUAUCAUCCCGCGCCUGGUACAACAAGCAACAAACGCGGUUAACAUGACGCCCACCGCUGCGCUUGACGGGCUUGCGCCUGCGCAGGUGCAGUGGGUCAUAAAUCCGUUUAAGCUCGAGCCUAAUUUUGUAGAAGAUUUGACAGAGCAGCAAGCAGUUUUAGUCAACGAGCAAAGUCCUGAGUCCGAUUACAAAAUCCGUUGUAGGGCCCGUGCUCUGGUCGAAGAGCUGAAGCACGACAAACAGCUUGUAGAUGAGAUGCGGAAGUUGAGGGAACUUCAGCGCAAUUUUUAUCAUGAAUCCGACGAGUGCAAAGUUGGCGAAUUGGUAGAAAUUUUCGACAAGGACAAAGAAGCAUGGUUAGGUCCCUGCGCCUUAAUCUAUCGCCAAGUGAACAACAACUCAGUCACUUCCGUUGUGGAUCAUGAUGGCAGGUAUCGCCGUUCGCAUGCGUCUCACGUACGUAGGCACCUGACGGCCACUGCUAUGACUUUUCCACCCAUGUUACUCAAAAGCCUCUACAAAACGCACAACGUCCCUGAUAGCCAUCCGGACACGCCCCAGGGCGAAUUUCUCGACGAAGAGACAACCAUCAAAAUAGUUCCGGAUGGUAAUGCGAAGGUCGCACCAAAAACCCUCGAUGCAGCUGACAGCAUCAAAGCCGACCCAAAAUCGAGCACCGAUGCCCCCGCCGCAUCAAGUAGCAGCGCAAGCUCGUCAUCUCGUGAACCUGACACGCUCCCGCCGCCUGGCAACGGUGGCCCGGCUGUCUCACUUGAUGUUGCACCCAUCGAACUAGAGAAAAAGUUCCGUCUUACCAAGGACUACUAUCAGGGCGUUUUCGACAAACUCAAAUCUGAAGAGGUGCAGCGCGUACGCCAGUUGAUCGCGACAACUGAAACAGCGCCGGUGCGUGGCGCUUGGAUAAAACGCAACGAACAACGUGAGAAAACGCUACUCACAGUGCGCGCGUUAAUCGAUGCUCAGCCCGAGUAUUCGCAUUUGAAAGAAGCACAAAAGCACAAAGUCGCUUCUGACAUCGCAGAACGAUGCCGACAGCUCAACAUCAACGACAUUAACGACAAUACGCUUGCAGCCAUGCUUGCGCCCCUCAUUUGUGCUGACUGGGAGCCUGGUGAAGUUUGCUACAAAGCUAUCGCUGUCCCUGAUCACAAGUCUGGUUUUGACACUACAGAGCCCGCUUGGAAAGAAGCCAUUUCUAAAGAAGUCAAAGCACAUUCUCACGUAUUCAGGCCUGCUACACCUGAAGAAGUCGAACGGUUCAAACGCAGCGGCAGCAGAGCAGUACCCUGCAAAAUGUUGCUUAGUGUAAAGCGCUGCGGCAAACGUAAGGCCCGGAUCGUAUGCUUAGGCUUUCUGGACAAAAUGUCUGGGAACCAGAAGUAUGCUACUGUGCCUGAUUUAAGUAUUUUGCGUAUGUUGCUUUGUAUGAAAGUUCAGUCACCUAGGAUGUUUGCAUUCCCUUCCGACGCUACUUCAGCCUUUUUGCAAGCAAAGUACCCAGUUCCGGUCGUGAUCGAUCUCGAUCAGCGAUUGCAAAACGAGCUAGGCUACCGCCUUGGUGUGGUAGAAUACGCCAUGAAUGGCCUGCGCCUUAGUUCCCGCGCCUGGGAAGACCACCGCGAUGCCGUUCUUGUCAAACAAGAAUGGAAGCGCAACCCCAUCGAGGCCACUCUCUGGACUCGUGCCGGUGUUUUGUUGUUAGUAUUUGUAGAUAAUUUUUGGUUUUUCGGUGACAAGGAAGAAGUUUUGAAGUACCACGAAGAACUUAAGCCCGCGCUAAAGUUACAACCCGAAGAGGUUCGCGACGAAGGUACGCACCUCGUCUACGAUGUCCUUGGCAUCGAAGCCCGCGAAAACAAAAAGACCGGCGACAUGGUCUUGAACCAAGACAAAUACGUGCAGAAAAUUCUUGAUCGCUUUGGCGGUGACACAGGUCGCAACACUUCCACGCCAAUGGAUGCGCCUCCUGAUGUCUCUGCGCCUGAAGUGCCUGAAUUAGUCAAAACCAAGCAAGAACUAACUGGCUCCUUACAGUAUUUGUGUCAAACCAGGAUGGACAUAGUCGUAGCUUUAAAGAUGUGCGCCCGCGUGAAAGCUACUCCCGAGUGCAUUUUGGCACUCAAGCGCAUCGUGCGCUACUUACGGACCCGCCGAGGUCUCCGAUACAAAAACCGAAGUGAAAAGUUUGGAGAUCGUCUUAUCCUCACCGCGUGGAGCGACUCCGACUGGGCUAGUUUCGGAGAUAGAAAGUCUAAUUCCGGCGUAGUGAUCUGUCUGAACGGAAAUGCCAUCGCAUGGCGUUGCGCAAGUCAAAACAGCGUUAGUUCUAGCGUUUCUGAAGCUGAGCUCUAUGGCAUGAGCGAAGCCGCGAAAAUGGUUUUACGUUUUCACUAUUGUCUUGAAUCUUUGCGCCCGUUUUGGAAAAAGUUCUUUGCAUCACACAGCCUUUUACUGCCUAUUCAACUUGGAUGUGACAACUCCAGCGCAAUUUCGUAUACUGAAAACCAAAACGGCACCAAAAGCGCUUUGAAACAUAUCGACAUCCGUGGCAUGCAGAUGCGCGAUUUGCAAGAGAAACAACUUAUCAAGUGCGUUUAUCACUCGACCAAGAUUAACAAGUCAAACGGUUUGACUAAGACUUGUCCUCCUAUCGAGUUUCGUGCAUUUCUCGAACUAAACGACAUAAUCGAGUUGGAUUAACCGAAAACGUUCCGAGUAUGAAAAACACCACAGACCGCCAGCAACCCUAACUGGACACCAACGAACGAACGAACGAACGCGAAGAAAUUCGGCGCAAGGGGGACUGCUGAUGACUAUCGAAGAGAGUUUUAUUAUGCACCAAAUUUAUUCGCUUCCAUUUACGCCUGCAUUCAUUUUUCGCAAGUCUCGCAAAGACUAUAAACAAAGAACCUGCAAUACAGAUUUUAUUUUUUGACUUUGGAUUUGGAGUGAGGGGGACUAUGACACAUAAAUCAUCAACCAACGAUAAGAACCUUGAUCCACUCCAAAGAUCCAAAGCACACCUAAACGGGCACGAUCGUCACUAAUUCAAUUCUACUAGAGUAAGAUGACUACUGAACCUGAAACAGGCUAAGACGGGCACGAACGUCACGGCAAGAAUAGUGAAGGUUCCCGAGUGCCCCAGUUUUGCCUGGGCACGCAGUACCAUCGACCUUUACUCUUCCAAUGAACUCCAGGGCCCUUGAUGCCAGUAUUGGCACACACACACACAAAUAAUCUCUCAUGCAUAUUUGUACCACCUCAACUAGGUGUUGUUUUUACUCGUAGUGGGUUCGACCUCGUCGUUGGUUAGUUCGCAUCUUCACAAGGGUCGUGAGCAAGUUGAUGUGGGGAAAAAGAAAACUACGGGCGCUACAGCCAAGAAUCACGACGAAAACAUGAAGCAAACUCCCGACGUUGUGGGUGGUCCUUCUUGCAACACACUGCUUGCGACUACAACUUCUUCCGCUAGUGACCACAAUGGAGAUGCAGCAGCACAGCAGUCAGGAGACCACGACCAGGCGGUCGGGGUUGUGACGAACAAGACGAGCACUGUGAAUAAGUUCCGGAGCAGCUGCAACAACGGCUACACUAGUACAACUAAAAACGAGGACAACUUGUGCGACCACUUCGGCGGGGGCGAGGAAGACGAGGAAGGCGGCGAGGAGCCACUGCCAACGAUGAGGCAAACCUUAAGCGCCAGCGUAUGGCGCUCUCAACUGUUACAUUCUCAACCGUUACAGCAUGAAUUUGCGAUGCAAGAAUGGCAAAAGUGAAAGGGGCGACCUUGUACGGCUCGCAUGACAGAUUUGCGACAGAUGCUCAGCCUGUUUGGCUCUUCUAGAAUUUGUCAUACGAAGCAGCUUGAUCACGUCGUUCUCGUUUCUACUUGUAAUUUUGCAUGACAAGAAAUCAUGUAACAGCUGAGAAUGUAACAUUUGAGAACGCCAUACAGCGCCCGGUCGAUGGUGAGCACGAAUCCCAAGCGCUUGACGGAGCUUAUGGCGUUCUCAACUGUUACAUUCUCAACUGUAUACAUGAACUUGUGAUGCAAGAAUGGCAAAACUGAAAGCAAAGGGGGUGACAGAUUUGGCACAGAUUCUCAGCCUGUUUGGGCCACUUUCGGGAUUUGUCAUGCGCUGCAGCUUGAUCGCGUCGAAUCUGAUCGGGGUUUUGCAUGGCAAAUCGUGUAACAGUUGAGAAUGUAACGUUUGAGAACCCCAUAGAGCAGGGCGGGGCGGUCCUCGGGUACGUGCUCGGCCGGAGAAGGUAUCCUGUGCAAAAGUAUCGUACUCGUAGUAUAUUGCAGUCACGCAUUACAAAUCUCUUCCCUAAGGCAAAUCUGCAUUACAGAUUUUAUUUCUUAUUCUGAGGAGAUUUGUCAUGCGAUUUAUACUAGUACGAUGCUUUUGCAUUGCAUAGAGCGGGCGUGUCAGCAUCUUCUCUACCCCCCCCCCAGUGGCGCCCGCGGAGGUGGAUGCCUUCAAGAGCUGCGUGA